AUGGCGGAAGUCGAGGAGGCGGAGGGGGCGGUGGAGGAGGGGAGGAGGGGUGGCAGUGGUGGGGGCGGCGGAGGAGGAGGAGGAACGGGAAAGGUCAUGGGUGGGGGGGAGGAAAUGGUACUGGUGGAGGGGGAGGAGGCGGCGGCGGGCGGAGGUGGGGGAGGGGGGUGGUGGAGGAGGAGGCAAUGGGGGAGGUGGAGGUGGAGGUGGAGGAGGAGGAAAUGGGAAAGGUCAUGGUGGGGGGGAGGAAUUGGUAAUGGUGGAGGAGGAGGCGGGGGCGGGGGCGGUGGUGGAGGAGGGGGUGGGGGUGGCGGACGGGGUGGGGAGGCGGUGGUAAUUGGAAUAUUGGGUGUUGGGUUUGGGGAUGUGGAGAUGAGAAGAAAUCAGAAGGAAGAAGCAGCAGCAGCAAGCUUCCCUCACCUUGACAUGCAUGGCGCUCUUGGUUAG
Molecule: messenger RNA, 447 nt
Organism: Neltuma alba
Lineage: Eukaryota; Viridiplantae; Streptophyta; Magnoliopsida; Fabales; Fabaceae
Product: probable H/ACA ribonucleoprotein complex subunit 1
Exons: 1
Coding region: 1-447 (148 amino acids)
Source: RefSeq, a predicted model, not a curated record